AUGUCCUCCCUCCUUGAUUACUUUCCAACCCCCUUCUCCUCCAACGCUCUGUUGCUCUAUGGAGGGCUCGCCGUCCUUCUCCUCGUGGCAUCGCAUCUCGUUCCCUGGGUAGCCGAUCCCUUCGGCUAUAGGAAAAAACACAUUCCCGGGCCGUUCCUUGCUCAGCUCAGUGACGUUUGGCUUGCCCGCGUCGCGGCUCAAGGACACAGGUCGGAAAUUAUCCAUGGACUCCAUCAGAAAUACGGCAAAGUAGUGAGAAUCGCCCCGAACCACAUCAGCCUUUCAGAGCCCGGUGCACUGCAGAUUGUUUAUGCUCACGGUAAUGGAGCAUUGAAAUCAGACUUCUACGAAGCAUUUGUCUCUAUUCGGAAGAACAUCUUCAGUACACGCGACCGAGCCGAACACACUCGCAAACGCAAGAUCGUCUCCCACAUAUUCAGUCAGAAAAGCGUGCUUGAGUUUGAGCCGUACAUUCGACAAGCUCUUGGCAAGCUCGUCAAGCAAUGGGAUUCGCUUCUCAGUGAUGACCGAAAGCUUGCAUCCCAUAGGCUACGACCGAAUGAGAAUGGAACCGCUUGGUUCGACUGUUUGAACUGGUAUAAUUAUCUUGCGUUUGACAUCAUCGGUGACUUGGCUUUUGGUGAGCCCUUCGGGAUGAUCAAUUCCGGUGCCGAUAGUGCCUCGGUCGCUAUCCAUGGUGAUGACCCAACACACCUUGCCUCCGGUGAAAAGAAACUGGAGAUUGUUCGAGUCCCAGCAGUGAAAAUUCUCAACGAUCGUGGGGAGUAUUCGGCAAGUAUGGGCUGCUUGCCUAUUUGGAUCCGACCGUACGCGAAGAAAAUUCCCUGGUAUGCGAAAGGCAAUCAAGCGGUGAAGAAUCUUGCCGGAAUCGCUAUCGCGGCAGUUGACAAACGCUUGGCAACACCGACAGAUAGAGUUGACUUGCUCGCUCGUUUGCAGCAAGGCAAGGACGAACAGGGAAACCUCAUGGCAAGGAGCGAAUUGACAGCAGAGGCAUUGGCCCAGCUCAUCGCUGGAAGCGACACUACGAGCAACUCAUCAUGCGCGAUUACGUACUGGCUGGCAAAGUAUCCGGAUGCUCAGAGAAAACUGCAGAAGGAACUAGACGAAGCGCUCGGAGAUGACGAAGAUGUACCUACAUAUGAACAGUUGAAGCGGCUCCGCUACCUCGACGCAGUAGUCAACGAGGGUCUGAGGAUCCAUUCGACCUCUUCGCUGGGUUUGCCCCGGAUCGUGCCCGAAGGUGGUCUUGAAGUUUCUGGCAUACAUUUCCCCGCUGGAUCCGUUCUAUCUGUGCCGAGCUACACGAUCCACCGCGACACCGCUAUAUGGGGACCGGACCCCGACAUCUACCGCCCAGAACGAUGGUUUGAGCAGGAUGCGGAAGGUAUUCAAGCGACGUUUAACGCAUUCUCUUUUGGGCCGCGUGCUUGUGUGGGGAAGAACCUGGCAUCCAUGGAACUGCUGCUCAUUGUCGCGACUAUCUUUCACCGAUACGAAUUUGCCCUUCUGAGCCAAGAUCAGCCUCUGGAAACAAGGGAAGGGUUCUUGCGCAAACCUGUUAGCUGCUAUGUCGGCAUGAAGAGACGUAGUACUUGA
Dacryopinax primogenitus is the source of this 1620-nucleotide messenger RNA. RefSeq names its product cytochrome P450 monooxygenase pc-bph. The transcript is spliced from 7 exons. Gene Ontology annotation, molecular function: iron ion binding; monooxygenase activity; heme binding. Lineage: Eukaryota; Fungi; Basidiomycota; Dacrymycetes; Dacrymycetales; Dacrymycetaceae. Bases 1 to 1620 code for a protein of 539 amino acids. The record is from RefSeq and is a predicted model, not a curated record.